AUGAGGCUAGAGCUGAGGCUAGAGCUGAAGCUAGAGCUGAGCCAAGAGCUGAGGCUAGAGCUGAGGCUAGAGCUGAGGCUAGAGCUGGGGCUAGAGCUGAGGCUAGAGCUGAGGCUAGAGCUGAGGCUAGAGCUGGGGCUAGAGCUGAGGCUAGAGCUGGGGCUAGAGAUGAGGCUAGAGCUGAGGCUAGACCUGAGGCUAGAGCUGAGGCUAGAGCUAAAGCUGAGGCUAGAGCUGAGGCUAGAGCUGAGGCUAGAGCUGAGGCUAGAGCUGAGGCUAGAGCUGGGGCUAGAGCUGAGCCUAGAGCUGAGGCUAGAGCUGAGGCUAGAGCUGAGGCUAGAGCUGAGGCUAGAGCUGAGGCUAGAGCUGAGGCUAGAGCUGAGGCUAGAGCUGAGGCUAGAGCUGAGGCUAGAGCUGGGGCUAGAGCUGAGGCUAGAGCUGGGGCUAGAGCUGAGGCUAGAGCUGAGGCUAGAGCUGGGGCUAGAGCUGAGGCUAGAGCUGAGGCUAGAGCUGGGGCUAGAGCUGAGGCUAGAGCUGAGGCUAGAGCUGAGGCUAGAGCUGAGGCUAGAGCUGGGGCUAGAGCUGAGCCAAGAGCUGAGGCUAGAGCUGAGGCUAGACCUGAGGCUAGAGCUGAGGCUAGAGAUGAGGCUAGAGCUGAGGCUAGAGCUGAAGCUAGAGCUGGGGCUAAAGCUGAGGCUAGAGCUGAGGCUAGAGAUGAGGCUAGAGCUGAGGCUAGAGCUGAGGCUAGAGCUGAGGCUAGAGCUAAAGCUGAGGCUAGAGCUGAGGCUAGAGCUGAGGCUAGAGCUGGGGCUAGAGCUGAGGCUAGAGCUGAGGCUAGAGCUGAGGCUAGAGCUGAGGCUAGAGCUGAGGCUAGAGCUAAAGCUGAGGCUAGAGAUGAGGCUAGAGCUGAGGCUAGAGCUGGGGCUAGAGCUGAGGCUAGAGCUGAGGCUAGAGCUGAGGCUAGAGCUGAGGCUAGAGCUGGGCUAG
This is a messenger RNA of Knipowitschia caucasica, 987 nucleotides long. Lineage: Eukaryota; Metazoa; Chordata; Actinopteri; Gobiiformes; Gobiidae. The record is from the annotation of a GenBank genome assembly.